AUGAGAAUUUUCUUUCCUUUCCUUUUUCUUUUUUUUUUCCUGGUCAAUUCGUUUUUUUUCUUUUUUUUUCUUUUCUUUCUUUUUCAUCAUUCUAUUUUCUUGUUUUUUUCUUUAUUAAAAAAAAAAAACACAUUCCUUAUUUUCUUUCUAGGACCAUUGUCCUUUUCACUGACGCUAUUUUUUUUUUUCCUUCUUUAUUUCCUUCUCUUUCAACCUUUUUAUUUUUUUCCAUCAAUGUUUUUGAUCCUCCUUUUCAUUUUUUUUCCACUUUUUAGAAGAAACAUCUAUCUUCUUUUUAAAAAUUCCCUUUUAAUUUCUUUUUCACAGAAAUUCUUUCUUUUCUUCUUUCAUUUCUCGAUUCGUCCUAUUUUUUUUUGGUUCAUUUUAUAUAUAAUUUCUCUCCAUAUUCUUUAUUUAUUCUUUCUUUCUUUUCUUUCUUAUUUAUUCCUUCGCUCUCUUUCUUUCUUUCUUUCUUUCGUUCUCUUUCUUUCUUUUCAAAAAUUCAGACGUUCUUUUCCUUUCAAAAGCAAGAGAUUUUUUUUUCAUUCAUUAGGGAAUUUUCUUUUUUCUUUUUCUUUCUUUGCUUAUUCUGGCUAUAUUUCUUUUCUUUUCUUUCUUUCAUUCCAGUGUUUAUUUUUUAAUUUAUUUAAUUCUUAA
Molecule: messenger RNA, 657 nt
Organism: Acanthosepion pharaonis
Lineage: Eukaryota; Metazoa; Mollusca; Cephalopoda; Sepiida; Sepiidae
Source: the annotation of a GenBank genome assembly